AUGCGCUCAUCCUCGGAUGCCUUGCGGCACCUUCUACUUAAGAUCUCAAGGGAACGCGCCAACCGCAAUGCUCCUCCUCCAUACUCGUCCGUUCCACCCCCCGCCGCCAUGAGUGAAAUGUCUAUGGCCACCGAGUACCGUGACAUCCGCCGGUCGGACGAGGAUGGGGAGCCCGCCCCCAUCACCAUCACCUUGGACACCGCCAUCAUCAUCAACGGCAACCGCAACACGGUGGUGCUGCCGUCCGGAGCUGGUUCUCCGACGAUGCCCACCAGCAGCCAUGCCGACGACACCACGACCCCGACCACCACCGCUUCCUCCGCCUCUUCCUCCUCCUCUUCUUCUUCCUCCCCGCGGCCGGCGCAGAGCCUGCGCCAGGCCAAGCUCACCCAUAUGGCGAUCCUCAUCAUCGCCGCGCUGAACCAGGCCGGUGGUCUCAGCGCUGAUGGGGGUCGCGGCCGACCAAUUUCCAUUGUCGUCAAUGCUGGCGUUCGGGUCUCCGGAAACGACAAUGUCAUUACCAUGGGCAGCUCGACGCCCCGCCGCCAGGCCUUCAAGGCCCCCGAACAGCCUCCUGUUCCGAAGGAGGCUCGCAAGCGCCGGGCUAGUUCGACGCCGGCGAUACAGCUGAAGGGAGAUGGAAAUUGA
This is a messenger RNA of Penicillium alfredii, 648 nucleotides long. RefSeq lists its product as uncharacterized. Bases 1 to 648 code for a protein of 215 amino acids. The transcript has 2 exons. The record is from RefSeq and is a predicted model, not a curated record. NCBI's taxonomy places the organism in Eukaryota, Fungi, Ascomycota, Eurotiomycetes, Eurotiales, Aspergillaceae.